Messenger RNA from Dromaius novaehollandiae (emu), 996 nucleotides. It is a transcript of the gene GADD45GIP1, whose product is annotated as GADD45G interacting protein 1. Bases 92 to 712 code for a protein of 206 amino acids. Gene Ontology annotation, cellular component: nucleus; mitochondrion. NCBI's taxonomy places the organism in Eukaryota, Metazoa, Chordata, Aves, Casuariiformes, Dromaiidae. The record is from RefSeq and is a predicted model, not a curated record. The transcript has 3 exons.
CCCCCCCCCCCCCGCAGGCCGGGAGGGGCCGCGUUUAGGAGCAUUACGGUACCCGUUGGCGUCACUUCCGCCCUACGCCUCCCGCGGCAAGAUGGCGGCGCCCUUGCGGCGGGCGCUGGCGGCGCUGGCGCUGGGCCCGGUCCCGGCGCGCGGGUACCGAGCGGCGCCGCUGCGGCGCAGCCUGGGCGGCCCGUACCGGCCCGACCCCGCGGACCCGCGGACGCCGCCGUGGCAGCUGGAGCCGCGCUACGAGGCGCGGCUCUUCGGGCGCUUCGGGGCGGCGUCGGGGGUGGCGGCGGCGCGGCUGUGGCCGGACCCCGAGCGGCUGCGGGAGCUGGAGGCCGAGGAGCGCGAGUGGUGCCCGGCGCUGCGCGACAUGGAGGCGGCGCUGGAGCUGCGCGAGCGGCAGGAGGAGCAGCGGCGGGCCGAGAGGGCGCGGCGGGUGGCGGCGGCGCUGGCAGCGCUCCCGGCGCAGAUGGCGGCCUGGCGGCAGCGGCGGGAGGAGGCGGCGGCGCGGCAGCGGGGGGGGGCGCGGGGGGGGGCGGCGGCCGGGGGGGGCCCCCGGGCCCGGGCGCUGCAGGAGGAGCAGGAGCGGCAGCGGCGGCGCCAGGACAAGCGGCAGCGGCGGCAGCGGCGGCAGGAGGAGGCCCGGCAGGCCCUGGCAGCCGCCCGCGAGGCCGCCGCCCCCGCGCCCCCCCCCGUGGCCCCCUGAGCCCCCCCCGAGCCGCGGUGACCCCCCCCAACCACAGAGACCCCCCCUCAAACCACAGUGACCCCCCCAUGUGCCCCCCGGAACGGCAGUGACCCCCCUGCGCCACCCCACGCCCCCCCCCGAGCCGCAGUGACCCCCCCAUGUACCCCCCCGAGCCGUGGUGACCCCCCCCAACCACAGAGACCCCCCCCUCAAACCACAGGGACCCCCCCAUGUGCCCCCCGGAACUGCAGUGACCCCCCUGCACCACCCCACGCCCCCCCCGAGCCACAGUGACCCCCCCA